AUGGUGAAAAUGCGGUGGUGUCUAUUAGCUUUGGCGUGUGUGGUCGCGGCGGUCUACGCCGACGAAAAGAAGGAGAAAGAAAAGGAUAUCGGUACCGUUAUUGGUAUCGACUUGGGUACCACAUACUCAUGUGUGGGUGUGUACAAAAAUGGACGUGUGGAAAUUAUUGCCAACGACCAGGGUAACCGUAUCACUCCAUCAUAUGUAGCCUUCACCAGUGAUGGUGAGCGUCUCAUCGGAGAUGCCGCCAAGAACCAGCUUACGACCAACCCUGAAAACACAGUUUUCGAUGCCAAGCGUCUUAUCGGUCGUGAAUGGAGUGACUCCACUGUCCAACAUGAUGUCAAAUUCUUCCCCUUUAAAGUUGUUGAGAAGAACAGCAAACCUCAUGUAUCAGUAAUGACCUCCCAAGGUGACAAGAUCUUUGCACCUGAAGAAAUCUCUGCCAUGGUCUUGACAAAGAUGAAGGAAACUGCUGAAGCUUACCUUGGUAAGAAGGUCACUCAUGCUGUUGUCACUGUACCAGCUUACUUCAACGACGCUCAACGUCAAGCUACCAAGGAUGCUGGUGUGAUUGCUGGCCUUAAUGUUAUGAGAAUCAUCAACGAACCUACCGCCGCCGCUAUCGCUUACGGUCUUGACAAGAAGGAAGGCGAGAAGAACGUGUUGGUAUUCGAUUUGGGUGGUGGUACCUUCGAUGUGUCGCUCCUGACCAUUGACAAUGGUGUAUUUGAAGUAGUCGCUACCAAUGGUGACACUCACUUGGGUGGUGAGGAUUUCGAUCAGAGAGUCAUGGAGCACUUCAUCAAGCUGUACAAGAAAAAGAAGGGCAAAGAUAUCAGGAAAGACAACCGUGCCGUGCAGAAGCUGCGUCGUGAAGUUGAGAAAGCUAAGAGAGCUCUGUCAUCCAGCCACCAGGUUAAGAUUGAAAUUGAAUCGUUCUUCGAAGGUGAAGACUUCUCUGAAACUCUGACCAGGGCUAAAUUUGAGGAAUUGAACAUGGACCUCUUCAGAUCAACUCUUAAACCUGUACAGAAAGUAUUGGAAGAUGCUGACAUGAACAAGAAGGACGUCGACGAGAUCGUACUUGUCGGAGGUUCCACUCGUAUCCCUAAGGUCCAACAGCUGGUUAAGGAAUUCUUCAACGGCAAGGAGCCAUCCCGAGGCAUCAACCCUGACGAGGCUGUCGCUUAUGGUGCUGCCGUACAAGCCGGAGUUCUCAGCGGUGAACAAGAUACCGACGCUAUCGUACUUCUUGAUGUCAACCCUCUAACUAUGGGUAUUGAGACUGUUGGAGGUGUUAUGACCAAGCUGAUCCCUCGUAACACUGUUAUCCCAACAAAGAAAUCUCAGAUCUUCUCAACUGCCAGUGACAACCAACACACUGUAACCAUCCAGGUCUAUGAAGGUGAACGUCCAAUGACCAAGGACAACCACUUGCUCGGAAAGUUCGACUUGACUGGCAUUCCCCCAGCGCCCAGAGGUAUCCCACAAAUUGAGGUCACCUUCGAAAUCGACGCAAACGGUAUUCUUCAAGUGUCUGCUGAAGACAAGGGAACUGGAAACAGGGAAAAGAUUGUCAUUACAAACGAUCAAAACAGACUGACACCUGAAGAUAUUGAGAGAAUGAUCAAGGAUGCAGAGAAAUUCGCUGAUGAUGACAAGAAAUUGAAGGAGCGCGUGGAGUCUAGAAAUGAACUGGAGAGCUAUGCCUACUCGAUCAAGAACCAGCUCCAGGAUAAAGAGAAACUUGGCUCUAAGAUCAGUGACGACGAGAAGACAAAGAUGGAAGAAGCUAUCGAUGCCGCGAUCAAGUGGCUCGAAGACAACCAAGAUGCAGAUGCCGAAGAAUAUAAGAAGCAGAAGAAGGCAGUCGAAGACGUCGUUCAGCCUAUCAUCGCCAAGCUGUACCAAGGACAGGGCGGCGUGCCUCCCCAGGGCGCGGGAGACGACGACGACUUCAAAGACGAGUUG
Messenger RNA from Brenthis ino (lesser marbled fritillary), 1974 nucleotides. The record is from the annotation of a GenBank genome assembly. Lineage: Eukaryota; Metazoa; Arthropoda; Insecta; Lepidoptera; Nymphalidae.